Molecule: messenger RNA, 1137 nt
Organism: Canis lupus familiaris (dog)
Lineage: Eukaryota; Metazoa; Chordata; Mammalia; Carnivora; Canidae
Product: polycystic kidney disease protein 1-like 1
Exons: 9
Coding region: 1-1137 (378 amino acids)
Source: RefSeq, a predicted model, not a curated record
AUGGAGACUUUGGAACCCUCCCCAGGGCUGGGGGCGCCGGUUGCCAGGGGAACUGACCUGGGAUCACAGAGCUCCCGGGGAGGAGAGUGUUGGAACCUGCCGUCUGUAGUGGUAGGCCAGCCCCAGCAGCCGGAGGCCUCCCCAUCUGCUUCCCUGUUGUUCUUCGCUGUCUCGGGCUCAGCAUCAGCACGGCCGUUUGAACAGGACAUUGUGAAAGCCACCAGCAGAGCACCACUAAGUGCCGCCAGCAGGAGGUCGCAGGCCGCUUCGGACCCGGGCGACCACACCGACAGAGAAUCCUGGGGACCUUCCGUCACAAUCACGAGCUUCUGGAACAGCAGUGGCCCGGACCCCUGUCGCCCACGGAAAUGUGCGGUCGGGCCAGGGAGCAGUGUGCCCUGUGGCCUUCUCCAGCGCAGCUGUCCCCCGGCAGGGCCCUGCCGCCUGAGGGUGCGGAUCCCCUCCUGCCCAUCUGCAGAUGAUGUGGCCUCAGACGUGCUUCCAGGGACUGACGUCGCCUCGACCGCUGCGUCCCCGGGGGUCCCCGUGAGGCCGGCUGUGUCCGCCCCGACCAGCUCUCCGACUGCACAUCCUCCCACCUUGCCCAGAAGCUCCCUCGGCCACGGUGGCUCAGCAUCCUGGCCUCGUCCCCCCACUCGCUGUCACCCCGGAGCCGUGUCCAUGCACAGUCCUCCUGAUGCGCUGGAUGCCGCCGACCAUGGCUUCCCCGACACGGACGCUUGGGCCCCUCUGAGUCUGGGCUUCCGGGUCCGGGCAUCUCCCAAGGCAGCUCUGUGUCUACGGGUGGAUUUCGGGGACAGCUCCGGGGUCCAGGUGACGAUCUACAAUGUGUCCCGGGGAAUCGCAGUCACCGCCUACCACCAGUUCAGGAAAGGCACCGUUGUCACACAUCACUUUGCAGCCGGUCCCCCGUGUAACGUGUCCUUCACAUGUCAGAGCUGUGUGGCCGGUGGCCAGGCUUGGCCCAGCGUGACUGUCCAGUAUCGGAUGCAGCCCGUCUCUGUCUACACAAACGGAACCAUGUUUGCCACUGACAUCGACAUCACUUUCCUGGCUGUCACGAGGAAACGGCCCCCUUGGAGUUCGUGUGGUCCUUUGGAGAAGGUCCAGCCCUGA